This is a messenger RNA of Seriola dumerili (greater amberjack), 1554 nucleotides long. RefSeq names its product TraB domain containing 2A (gene trabd2a). Lineage: Eukaryota; Metazoa; Chordata; Actinopteri; Carangiformes; Carangidae. The transcript has 7 exons. Gene Ontology annotation, biological process: negative regulation of Wnt signaling pathway. Bases 1 to 1554 code for a protein of 517 amino acids. The record is from RefSeq and is a predicted model, not a curated record. Gene Ontology annotation, molecular function: metalloendopeptidase activity. Gene Ontology annotation, cellular component: membrane.
AUGCGGGGCACUUUGGGCGCAUUCAUUCAGUCCUGUCUGUUGCUGCUGGUCCGAGCAGACCAGUGGAGGUUGAAGGACUCCGCCAACUGCGAGUUAAACAGGAAACAAACUGAUCUAAACUCCUUCCUGUGGACGAUCAAACGGGAUCCUCCCUCAUAUUUCUAUGGUACAAUCCACGUUCCCUACACACGUGUUUGGGACUUCAUUCCUGAAAACUCCAAGCAGGCCUUCCAGGAGAGUAACAUUGUCUACUUUGAGCUGGACCUGACCGACCCUUACACCAUCUCAGCCCUGACCAGCUGUCAGCUGCUUCCCCAGGGUGAAAACCUGCAGGACGUCCUACCCAGAGACAUCUAUCGGAGACUUAAAAGGCACCUUGAGUAUGUAAAACUCAUGAUGCCUUCGUGGAUGACGCCAGAUCAGAGAGGGAAGGGACUCUACGCAGACUAUCUCUUCAAUGCCAUCGCUGGGAACUGGGAGAGGAAGCGACCAGUUUGGGUAAUGCUGAUGGUGAAUUCAUUAACUGAGGCAGAUAUUAAGACGAGAGGGGUGCCAGUGCUGGACCUGUACCUGGCCCAGGAGGCAGAGAGGAUGAGGAAGAGGACGGGGGCUGUCGAGAAGGUGGAGGAACAGUGCCAUCCACUCAAUGGGCUCAACUUUUCCCAGGUCAUCUUCGCCCUGAACCAGACGUUGUUACAGCAGGAGUCUUUGAGGGCGGGAAGCCUACAGGUUCCGUACACCACUGAAGACCUCAUCAGGCACUACAACUGUGGGGAUCUCAACUCCAUCAUCUUUAAUCACGACACCUCACAGGUCCCUAACUUCAACAAUGUGACGCUGCCACCCAGUGAGCAGGUGACCGCCCAGGAAAUAGAUAGCUACUUCCGACAGGAACUCAUCUACAAAAGGAAUGAGAGGAUGGGCAAGAGGGUCAAGGCCCUGCUGGAGGAAAACCCUGACAAGAGCUUCUUCUUCGCCUUCGGAGCAGGUCACUUUCUCGGCAACAAUACAGUCAUUGAUGUGCUCCGUCGCCAGGGAUACGAGGUGGAGCACACCCCUGCUGGGCAGCCCAUAAACAGGAGAUCAUCAUCUAGACCAGAGUCUGAGGACCACUAUGAUGAGUCCCCUCUCCUGGAGCCUUUCCUCCAUGAGCUCCCCCACAAAGAGGAGGAUCAGGGGCGUCCCCUGGAGGAGGAUCUGUUACCCCACAUGUUCCUGCCGCCAGAUAGUCUGGAGCUGCUGGAAAAAGCGGAGAGGAAAAUGCUGAAGAAGAAGAGGAGGAACAAGCAGAAGAAGCAGCGGCACCGACAUUUUAACGACCUCUGGGUUCGCAUCGAGGAGAGCACUAUGGUCCAGUCCCCGCCUCCCCCGCUGGUUCGCAUUAUCAAUGGUUACAUCACAGUGCAGCCACCUGACAGAGUCCACAGCCACUACAACCACCACCACCACUUACCGUCAGCAUCACCCACCUCCUCCUCGCCCUCAUCGUCUUUGCUUGUCUUCCUCUGCACAUUGCUCACAGCGAUCCCACAGACCUGGAGUGUGUUCCUUUAG